Molecule: messenger RNA, 990 nt
Organism: Gigantopelta aegis
Lineage: Eukaryota; Metazoa; Mollusca; Gastropoda; Neomphalida; Peltospiridae
Product: myc proto-oncogene protein-like
Exons: 3
Coding region: 1-990 (329 amino acids)
Biological process (GO): regulation of transcription by RNA polymerase II
Molecular function (GO): protein dimerization activity; DNA-binding transcription factor activity, RNA polymerase II-specific; RNA polymerase II cis-regulatory region sequence-specific DNA binding
Source: RefSeq, a predicted model, not a curated record
AUGGCAUCGUUGGUAGAGACCACUGCAGAAUUACUUGCAGGAGACGCAGAAAGAUUAAGAUAUAUCUCAUUCAGCGAAGCUAUGACGGCCGCCGAAGAAUUCGCCUCACCAUUAUACGAUCUGCACGAAGAGACCUGGCAGGAAUUAUACUUGCGUCCAUCGCCACCAGUAUCGCCAGAUUGCCUCAGUCCAGCAGGUUCCCCACCAGUCCCUGAAGAUGUUAUUGACGGAGCCCACCUGACAGAAGCUUUAUUGAGAGACAAUCACGAACUGGAUGACCCAACUACUGUGAUAUCGUCAACUCCAAACAACACGGAAUCCGACUGUGUUGAGCCUUCAGUUGUGUUCCCCAACCUCCGAAACAAUGUGUCGUUAAACACUAAGCCUCCACCCUCUAAAAAAAUUGCGUCCAAUGUAAGCUCGACAAGACCUUCUUCCUCAGAAUCAGAAGAAGAGAUUGAUGUUGUUACUGUUGAACAUCGCACUGAUAGCGGACAUCACAAAAUAGAAUUGCCUCCUAGACGUCACACUCAACCACCUCAAACUAUUACUCUUAAACCUACUCCCCCUACACAACUUAAGAAUGUCAAGAAAACUUCUGUAAACUCAUCCCGCAAUAGCUCUCCGGUCCAUUCUCCUGGAAAAGUAACGCAACGAAAGAAACGUCUUGCUAAACGACAUGGUAGGAUAGGUUCUCAAGACGGCACAGAAAGUGAUGAAGAAGCACGACGUGCAUCUCAUAAUGUUCUAGAAAGAAAACGCCGAAAUGAUUUAAAAAAUAGUUUUGAUGUUCUUCGCAUGGGAAUACCAGAACUAGAAGAGAAUGUUCGAGCACCAAAAGUAGUUAUAUUGCGAAAAGCUGUUGAAUAUAUUCAAACAUUACAAGCUAGUGAAAGAAAGGCUGAGACCGAAUUGAUACGUGAGCAGAAACGUUAUAACAAACUUCGUGAGAGAUUAGCUUAUUUGAGAAACCUACCGGCCACACUUUGA